AUGGCCGGGGAUAGCAAGUAUCAGAAGAGAAAAAGGCGCAAGAACUGGGAAUGCUCUCAGGUUGAACAAGAGGGAAGUCGAGGAAACGCGCAGACGAGUGAAUUUAGCUGCCAACCCAACUGGGGCCGUCUAAAGGAGGCAGGCGGGCCUGGAGGAAGCAGCCAGCGAUGGACAGACACCUCAACCCGUGUUAGCGCGGGUAUUGGGUAUACUUCAUAUAUACUAUCCAGAGACUCCGUUGAAAGAAUGGACGAUCCGCCUAUCACUACAGUCUCGAGCGACUCGCGUGAGCGUUCUUCCAGGCCGAUGACUCAGACGACCAAGAGGCCGCAAAUCACACCCCGAGAGUACGCCGAAGCCAUCAUCUCCCAUUCCAAACAAACCAUCCAAGACACGUUGUACCCCGGAAAUGUGUUCGAGGAUCUCGGCCUCUAUUUGAAGAAUGGGUUACAAAACUAUGAGCUACCCGGCAACAACAUCCAGGGAACGUUUGCACACCCUCGAUAA
Messenger RNA from Talaromyces atroroseus, 507 nucleotides. RefSeq lists its product as hypothetical. The transcript has 4 exons. The record is from RefSeq and is a predicted model, not a curated record. The coding region runs from base 1 to 507 and encodes 168 amino acids. Lineage: Eukaryota; Fungi; Ascomycota; Eurotiomycetes; Eurotiales; Trichocomaceae.